AUGGAGGACUUUUCGCAAGCCAUGGGGGUGGUGAACGCUCCUGCGGAUGCUGGCGCUCCAUUUCAAGACGAGAGCAGCAAUGCUGGCUUCGGGGAUAUGGAAGUCAGCGCAGCUCCUCCUCCUCCUGGUCACGAGGUAGAAGGAACGGGGCUAGACAUGGCGGCAACCAUCGGGCUGGGAGUGAAGAGCCCUAUGGCCCUUAAGAUACAGCAGCCGCAUGCAAGACUGUUCGACAAGAUCAUCAAGCAGCUCUUCAAGCUUCAGAUCAAGGCCGAUGCUAAGGAGCACCUGAAAGAUCUCUCAAGGUCCUUCUUAGCUGCCUUCCUCCACCACGAGCAGCUGGGAAGGUCUUUGGCUGAGAAGAACUUCGUCAAGAUCAUUCGCUAUCUUGUGCCUACUAAGGCCACCAACUUCGGCGAUCGAUUGCGAAAGGCUGGCUGGGAACCUCCCGAGGGUAUCGAAGUGAGAGUGGAACUGGCGCCAAUGAAGAGGCAGGUGCAGGAGCUCUGCGAGGGCGUUUCGGACAUAGACAAAGAUGGCCUCAAGAGACUUUAUUCAGUGGUUGCACAUUUCCAGGAAAGGCUCAUCCGACAUGUUCAGAGCUGCGCUAACAAUGAGUCUCUCAAAGUGCUGUCUCUGGAAUGGGUCAGGGGGAAGGCCUUGCUUUACAUUUCCGACGAGGGCUUUAAACCACUUGUGUGGCUCGCAAGCCCCGAAAUCGAAGAGGCCUCCAAGUCUUUUGCUAUACCUGUGAACCCAGUCUGUCCAGUGCCUCAGAAAUUCUCCUCUACCGAAAUGAUCAUCCCACCUUUGCCGAGGAAACUACGUUCAAACGCGCACUUGAAACUUGUCGACAGGACUGCGAAAAGAAUUCUGACCACGCAAAUUUCCAACGAGGCUACAGACUCUUUGAAGAGUAUUGUAUACAAUUUGUUCCUCAACUUGAUGAAGCAUAGAAUCACGGACAUCAAUAACAUGCAGGAUAACCUGAUUUCAGUCAUUGGGCCAGCAUUUUCAGGACCAAACGCCGUUUCUGAACUCACUACAUUCUUUCAAACCUUUGGGCUUCCAUUCGACUCAAGCACUGUCCAGGUUGAUGCCGAAGGCAAGAUAGUGUCAAACCCGAGCAUCGUUCCAACCGCAGCCGAGCCAUACAAGGAGUCUGACUUCGAAGUAGGGGAGUUGGAUGAUGGAGACGUCGAUGCACAGUCAGACAUUGACAUGAAUGAGGUCAAGGAGACAAGCGACACGGAAAAAUAUGCAAUUCUAUCGGAUGGGGAAGACCUGAAAGUCGUUCUUCUUUUGAGCUCGUGCAGAAGACUUCUCAAAGAUUUAGCAAUCGCCGAAUCUCCAUCGCAGGGCAAGAUAUACAUCGAAACUAUUUUCAACUUUGUGUUCUUGUUUUUGUGCAAGCUUCUACGCUACGUUCAAUCCAAGGCCCAAGAAGAUAACCUCGACAUCGUAAAACUUGCCUGGCUCAAGCAGAAAGGAUUGCCUGCAGUUGGAAAUGAGGAAUUCAAACCUUUUCUGUAUCUUGUUGGCGCUGAGAAGACGAGCCAUGGUGUUUCGAGCAUGAUUGGCAAUCAAGCUUCAAGCAAUAUGCAAGCUCCUCAUGGGAGAGUUGUGGACCGGGUUGUGAAGCAGAUUUUCAAAUUGCAAUUCAAGGCAGACGCAAAAGAAUACUUGAAGGACGUGGUGAAGGCAUUCAUGGUCAGCCUGCUAAAAGUUGACCUUGUCGGUAAAAAUUUGGGUGAGAAAGACAUUAUGAAGACGAUUCGAAACUUGGUCCCAACAAAGUCAAGCCAAUUCGGAGAGAAGCUUCGGCGCUCCGCUUGUGAAGCCCCAGAAGGCCUCGAUUUCAAGGUGGAGAACUCGCAGAUGAAGAGGCAAGUGGAGGAGCUCAGUGACAAUGAGAUCGAGCCCGAUAAAGAUGGACUGAAGAGAUUCUACUCGCUUGUGACUCAUUUCAGUGAGAGGCUGGUAUCACACAUCCAACACAUUGCAAAUAACGAGGAGGUCAAAGUAAUCGCUCUAGAUUGGUUGAGGCGAACAGGCCUUCAAUCCGUCAUUGACGAGGGUUUCAGACCUCUGCUGGAGAUGACGCUCAAGGUCAUGACUCCUUCCUUCAUGCUCAGCUGCCAGAACUUCGCUCGCACCGAGAAAGAAUUCCCUGAUGGCUCUGCGAAGAUGAGCAUCACAGGAAAGAGUGGAGCCUUGAUCUCUGAAAUGGACAAGCAGGACGAAGGGUUCGACGGUAGUGAUGGUCUCAACAAGGAUAAGAACAAGGACGGGGUUCCAAAGAUGGACGAUGGGAGAGGAUUGGAGGAUCCAUCUCACAAGAUCAAGAUCCAGCCACCACAUGCGAGACUGGUAGACAGGGUUCUCAAGAUGGUAUUCAAGCUGCAGCUGAAGGCGGACGCCAAAGACUUCAUCAAGGAAGUUGUGAAAUGUUUCUUGAUUGGAUUCCUGAAAUCUGAAAGUCUUGGCCGCUCACUUUCAGAGAAGAACAUCCUGCGUGCUAUAAGGACCAUGGUCCCUGCCAAGGCAAGCAACUUUGGUGAGAGAUUGAGGAAGGGAUGCUGCGAGCCCCCCGAAGGGCUCGACCUGAAGAUCGAAGUCGCUCCCAUGAGGAGGCAAGUGCAGGAGCUCAGCGACUACCUGCUCGAUGGUGAUCGAGAGGGACUGAAGAGGCUGUAUGCUCUGAUUGCUCACUUCAGCGAGAGGCUCGUGCAUCACAUCCAGCAUACUGCCAACAACGAAGAGGUCAAGGUCAUCGGGCUGGAAUGGCUAAAAUCGAAACCGCUCUCGUUCGUUGCCGAUGAGGGACUGAAGCCCUUGCUCGAGAUCGCAGGCAUCGCGAUCCAGAAUGACGAGAAAGUGUCGCACGCGAUCCGCUCAGGAAUUGAAGAGAACCCGGCGAAGCGCGGGCUGAGCGAGGACGGCAUGGAAUGGAAUGAUCCAAAGCGACAGAAGCUCGACAUGGUAUCAGGCUUGAACCAGCCUAAGGACUUGACUGCCGAGGGACUUGACACGGCAGUGGAAAGCAUGGCAGAUCAUGAUGAUGGCAAUCAAAGUGGUGACGAUGGUGAGGGAGCUGCGAAUCGGGCAAAGAUGCAACAUCCGCAUGCUCGGUUGGUGGAUCGGAUGCUCCGAAUGAUCUUCAAGCUUCAGCUCAAGGCUGAUGCCAAGGAGCACAUCAAAGAGCUCACCAAGUGCUUCAUUAUCGGAUUCUUGCGUCUAGAGAUCCUUGAGAAGUCGCUGUCCGACAGGACGAUGUAUCGAGCCAUCCGGAUGCUGGUUCCUGCCAAAGCAAGCAACUUCGGAGAGAGGCUGAGGCGAGCCGGAUGCGAACAACCUGAGGGCUUCGCCUUCAAACUUGAGACGCCCCCCAUGAAGGUGCAAGUGAGUGAGCUGAGCGAAGGAACCGUCGACGGCGACAAGGAUGGCUUGAAGAGGCUGUAUGCUCUAGUCGGGCACUUCUGUGAGCGUUUGGUAUCCCAUGUCCAGCACACUGCCAACAACGAGGAGGUCAAAGUCAUAACGUUGGACUGGAUGCGUCUGAAGGCUCUAUCGCUGGUCUCGGACGAAGGUUUCAAACCGCUGCUCCGCAUGGCUGAAGUCUUCUUUUACCACUACCCCAACGGCGACUACAUGAGGGAGUUGAAAGAUGUGCUGGGAGCCAGAAGCUCGUUGAUGUUGGCUGGUGAUGACCUCCUGGAUGCGGAUGGGAAGUCGAAGCUGGAUGACGAGGGGAAGCUCGAUGAAGGAGGCCUGGACGACGGCAUGCCGGGCGAUCCCUCGUCCAAGACCUUGCCGAAGGCUCAGAUGCCUCACUCGAAGCUCGUGGACAAGGUGAUCAAGCAAACAUUCAAGCUGCAGUUGAAAGCGGAUGCCAAGGAGCAGCUGAAAGAGUUGACGAGGUCCUUCAUGUCCGGCUUUCUGAAGCAUGAAUCUCUCGAGAAGUCGCUUUCGGAGAAGAACGUUCUGCGAGCCAUUCGGACGCUAGUCCCAGCUAAGGUCAGCAUCUUCGGAGACAAGCUGAGAAAGUCGUGCUGUGACCCUCCCGAGGGUCUGGAUCUCAAGAUCGAGAUCGCUCCAAUGCGCCGGCAGAUUCACGAAUUGAGCGAUGGGGCCGUUGACGCCGACAAGGAGGGGCUGAAGCGAUGGUACGCCGUUGCCGCCUACUUCUGCGACCGCUUCGUUGCCCACCUGCAGGUUUGCGCGACCAACGAGGACGUCAAGGUUGUCCCUGCCGAGUACAUCCAGACUAGAGCCUACUGCAGCAUCACUGACGACGCGCUCAAGGCUCUGCUGGAAGUAGCGGGGGUGACGGUCGCGUAUGACGAGAGGAUCGUGAAGAAGAUGCUCUUCAUCACCGAGGAGGUCGAGAUGAAGUCAAGCCAUGUCGCUGGGGAGUGGUCAGACAACAAGAGAAGGAAAGUGGACAGUGGUCAGGAGAAUCUCGACUCAGCGGUGGGGGGCAGCUUUGAAAACCUCGAGCCGGGCUCGGACUUUGACAACCAGGCCUCGAAUGAGGUGACUCAGGGAGGAGGCGAUGCUGAAGCCGCGGGCGCAGGAGCAAGUGGUGGAGGUGCGGAGGGAGAAGGUGGAGACGGUGAGGGCGGAGACGGUGAGGAGGGAGGAGAGGGGAAGGGGAAGUCCACAGGAUCCUCGAAGCCUUUGAAUCCGCAUGCGAGACUGGUGGACAAGGUGGUCAAGAUUGUGUUCAAGCUGCAGCUCAAGGCGGAGGCGAAGGAGCUGAUCAAGGACAUGCUUCGCUCCUUCGCUGCCGGGUUUCUGCGACAAGAGACGCUCGGCAAGUCGCUGUCGGAGAAGAAUGUCUACCGAACCUUCCGCCACCUUAUCCCCAUCAAGUCGAGCUGCUACGGUGAUCGCAUGCGAAGGAGCGGCUGCGACAUCCCCGACUCUCUUGACAUCAAGGUUGAAGUAGCACCCAUGAAGAGGUUUGUGCAGGAACUGACGGGCGGACACAUGGAGCCUGGCAAGGAUGGGAUCCGAAGGCUGUACGCCGUCAUGGUCAACUUCAUCGAACGUCUUGUGCGUCACGUGCAGAAUUGUGCGAACAACGACGGGGUGAAGGUGAUCAGCAUGGAGUGGCUGCGAGACAAAGCUCUGCUGACGAUCCUCGAUGACGGCAUGUUCCCGCUCAUCUCUCUCAUGGACCCCUCCACCAUCCCCUUCCUGCGGGUCCACCCCAAGAAUGUUCCUCCCUACAUCCGCGUCGGGAAGGGGGACGACGAGCCUGACGGCAAGAAGACAGCAGAUGAGGAGGAAAAGAAGCGAGAAGAUGACAAAGAAGCUUCAAGCUCCGAGGCUGUUUAG
This is a messenger RNA of Guillardia theta CCMP2712, 5343 nucleotides long. RefSeq lists its product as hypothetical. The transcript has 3 exons. Bases 1 to 5343 code for a protein of 1780 amino acids. The record is from RefSeq and is a predicted model, not a curated record. NCBI's taxonomy places the organism in Eukaryota, Cryptophyceae, Pyrenomonadales, Geminigeraceae.